AUGACGACACAAACUUUAUAAAUGAGAGGCCGUGUUACGCGAGCUAUCAGUUGAUUCAUAAACACCGCGAAACGUUCGGCUACAGUGAGAGCCAACGUUACACCUACGAACUGUUAAUUAAGUGUUUGUGUCCGCAAAAACAUGCCGUGUCCAUUCCUGGGAUCCCUGAACCAAGCGUUCGUGAGAAAUUAUGGUGCUGGUCUCCUGAAGCAGUACGGCAGCUUCUGUCCCGCUCUCACCAGGGGCUUCCGCACCCUCGGCAACGACGAGACCAAGUGCCCCUUCAUUCAAAAUAAUGGGCCAAUUAUCUCCGAGGCCCCUAAGGAAAUGACCGAGGACAUCAAGCCCGAGCCCGUGGGACCGUACAAGUACGACAGCUUCUUCCACGACCAGAUCAGCGCCAAGAAGAAGGACUACUCGUACCGCGUGUUCAAGAAGGUGUCGCGGCUGGCGGCGGACGGGCUGUACCCGGCGGCGCUGGAGGGCGCGGACAACCGCCGCGUCACCGUGUGGUGCGCCAACGACUACCUGGGGGCCUCGCGCCACGCGCGCGUGCAGGACGCCGCCGUGGCCGCUAUCCGCAGCUACGGCACCGGCGCCGGCGGCACGCGCAACAUCGCCGGCAACUCACAGAUGACCGAGAAACUCGAGGCCGAGAUCGCCAAGCUGCACGACAAACCCGCUGCACUGAUAUUCAGUUCCUGCUUCGUUGCCAAUGAUGCCACAUUGUCAACCCUAGCUAAGAUACUGCCCGGAUGCAUUGUCUACUCGGAUGCUGGCAACCAUGCCUCCAUGAUACAAGGCAUAAGGAACAGCCGUGCCCCUAAGCAUAUAUUCAGGCACAAUGAUCCCAACCACUUGAGGCAGUUACUCGCCGAGUCACCUGCCGGAGUCCCCAAGUUGGUGGUGUUUGAAACUGUUCAUUCAAUGAGUGGAGCAAUUUGUCCUCUUGAAGAAAUGUGCAAUAUUGCACAUGAGUAUGGAGCCCUGACGUUUGUGGAUGAAGUGCAUGCAGUUGGACUCUACGGCAAACAUGGUGCGGGUAUAGGAGAAGAGAGGGGCAUAGCACACCUCAUAGACAUAGUGUCAGGGACACUAGGUAAGGCUUACGGCAAUGUUGGGGGUUACAUUGCCGGUUCAAGCCUUUUGAUUGAUACAAUCAGAUCUCUCGCCCCCGGCUUUAUAUUUACGACUGCACUGCCACCUCCGGUGUUGGCUGGAUCCCUGGCUGCCAUUCGACUGUUAGCCAGUGAAGAAGGUAGAAGCCUGAGAGCCAAACACCAAGCUAUAGUAAGAUACUUGAAGCUGUCUCUGCUGGUAGCAGGUCUGCCGCAAAUGCCUUCUGUGAGUCACAUAGUUCCAGUUCCUAUAAAGGGAGCGGACAAGGUGGCGCUGGUGGCGGAGUCGCUGAUGAAGCGCGGCCACUACGUGCAGGCCAUCAACUACCCCACGGUGGCGCGCGGCACGGAGCGCCUGCGGUUCGCGCCCGGCCCCUACCACACCACGGAGAUGAUCGACAAACUCGUCGCCGCCUUGAUCGAAUCAUUCCACGAAAAUGAUAUAAGCUUUAACCAGUUUGUGGAGAACGGAGCCUGCCGAGAGUGCAGCAUGGAGUACAAAAUGGAUAUCGCGUAUGAGGAGCCAUACAAAUAUCCUAUGCAAGUAGCAUAAUUUAUUUAAUCUAAUAAAAAUAUGUUAAAAAUCUUUAACCAUGACAUUUUAUCAUGAUUGUAGCCAAUUUUAAAAAGGUAUAAAAAAUAUAAAUGUUGUAAUUAAAAUAGAUUUUAUUUGAGUUAUUCAUGUCACUAUUUAUUGAUGGUUCAUGGUUCACGUUGUGGGUACAAUAUAGAUGUUGGUAACGUU
Molecule: messenger RNA, 1863 nt
Organism: Plutella xylostella (diamondback moth)
Lineage: Eukaryota; Metazoa; Arthropoda; Insecta; Lepidoptera; Plutellidae
Gene: Alas
Product: 5-aminolevulinate synthase
Biological process (GO): heme biosynthetic process; erythrocyte development; hemoglobin biosynthetic process
Cellular component (GO): mitochondrion
Molecular function (GO): pyridoxal phosphate binding; 5-aminolevulinate synthase activity
Source: RefSeq, a predicted model, not a curated record